AUGGAUCAACCACCGGAUCGGAGCAAGCGACCGUGGAGAUUCUCGUCGUUCGUCUACUUUUCUUCGAUCGUAUUCCUUCUCCUUGCGAUAUUCACACUAAGCUUCACUACGGCUGGUCUCUACAAAACCCAAAGUCUGAGAUUCACCUUCACUGCGAGUCGCUUCUAUAGCUAUCUCCAAUCUCGUCUCAAGUUUUACAAUGUAACUCCCAAAUCAAAAUCCGAAACCCUAAACCCCGCGUCGUCUUCUUCCCACUGCGUGUUAUGGAUGGCUCCUUUCCUCUCAAGCGGUGGUUACAGCUCAGAAGCUUGGUCUUACAUUUUAUCACUUCAUCACCAUCUCAAAAACCCUAGAUUUCGAAUCACAAUCGAGCAUCAUGGUGAUCUAGAGUCAGUAGAGUUUUGGAAUGGUUUAGCUAAAGAGACAAAGGAGCUAGCGAUCGAAAUGUACAAGACUCAGUGUAGUCCCAACGAGACGAUCGUCGUUUGUCAUAGCGAGCCUGGUGCUUGGUAUCCACCAUUGUUCGAGACUCUUCCUUGUCCUCCCACUGGUUACGAAGAUUUCUUAUCUGUGAUUGGUAGAACAAUGUUUGAGACUGAUAGAGUCAAUCCAGAGCAUGUGGAGCGAUGUAACCAGAUGGAUCAUGUUUGGGUUCCUACUGAGUUUCAUGUAUCUACGUUUGUACAAAGUGGGGUUGAUUCGUCUAAGGUUGUGAAGAUUGUGCAGCCUGUUGAUGUCGCCUUCUUCGAUCCUUCCAAGUACGAGCCUUUGGAUUUGAUGAAUAUUGGGGAUUUGGUUUUAGGUUCUGGAACGAAGAAAUCGGGUUUAGGGUUUGUGUUCUUGAGUGUGUUUAAGUGGGAGCAGAGAAAAGGUUGGGAUGUGUUGUUGAAAGCUUACCUAAGAGAGUUCUCGGGUAAAGACAAUGUUGCUCUGUUUUUGUUGACAAACGCGUAUCACUCGGACAGCGAUUUCGGUAACAAGAUUCUAGAUUUCGUCGAAGAAUUGAAUCUAGAAAAGCCUCAAGAUGGUUACCCUUCUGCGUAUGUGAUUGAUAAACACAUAGCUCAAGUUGAUUUGCCUCGGUUGUACAAAGCGGCUGAUGCGUUUGUGUUGCCUACAAGAGGAGAAGGAUGGGGACGACCGAUAGUGGAAGCCAUGGCAAUGUCUUUGCCUGUGAUUGCAACAAACUGGUCAGGACCAACAGAGUAUCUGACAGAGCAGAACGGUUACCCGUUGGUGGUCGAGGAAAUGAGUGAAGUGAAGGAAGGUCCUUUUGAAGGUCAUCAGUGGGCAGAGCCAUCUGUGGAUAAGCUUAGGGUUCUAAUGAGGCAUGUAAUGAGUAAACCUGAUGAGGCUAAGGUUAAAGGAAACCGCGGAAGAGACGACAUGGUAAAGAAUUUUGCUCCUGAGGUUGUAGCUAAGGUAGUUGCGGAUCAAAUCGACAGAAUCUUUGAUGAGAAAAUAAGAAGAUGA
This is a messenger RNA of Arabis nemorensis, 1473 nucleotides long. Lineage: Eukaryota; Viridiplantae; Streptophyta; Magnoliopsida; Brassicales; Brassicaceae. The record is from the annotation of a GenBank genome assembly.